AUGACACCUUUUCUCAUACUCUUCGUUAUAACCCUGGUAAAUUCAGAAGAUACCGGCAAUGAUACCAUAUGUGACGGAUUCCAGGCCAACUUCAAUUUGAAGGAUGUGAUCGGUGAAUGGCAGGUGGUUGCUAUCAUACCUGAGAAGUUGUUCCCUGAGAAACAGGUGACUUGUUAUAAAGUGGAGAUCAGUGAGACUGAUGGGGCUAGUCUAAGAUGGUUGAUAAAUAAAACAAUAGAUUCUCCAAAAGAAUUCCUUCCAAACGACACAAAUGGGAUUAUAGUACGGCAGAGAUAUCACACAGAAAACCCCUUCGACGUCUGGUCCAAGUCUAUACAAGGAGUGAACGGAUGCUUCCAACAAGUCCUAUCCUUAGAUAUCUCGAAGAAAGAUAUACAUAAAGCCCUAAGACACGAUGCAAUGAUGCAACUCCAUCUUCUAGAAGUUAAAGGAUCUGAACCAUUCCUCAUGCAAAUGUUAUGGGGGAGGAUGAUUGCUCUCGUCAUCUAUCGCAGAAAACCGGUAAUUGAAGUAACACAAGACGAGUUGAAACCAGUAUUUGAGCUGAUCACCAAGCUCCGUGGACCUCAAAGGUUGCCAAAAAUAUGUGAGAAUCCUUUGAGAGAUAUUUUAGUGUUCUAA
Messenger RNA from Spodoptera littoralis (African cotton leafworm), 642 nucleotides. NCBI's taxonomy places the organism in Eukaryota, Metazoa, Arthropoda, Insecta, Lepidoptera, Noctuidae. The record is from the annotation of a GenBank genome assembly.